AUGAUCACCUCAAGGGAUGUGAUUAAGGUGUCUGCGAGGUUCGAUGGCUAUUUGGAGAACACUCACCGUGAUCGUCACAUGCAGGUUUGA
Molecule: messenger RNA, 90 nt
Organism: Penicillium digitatum Pd1
Lineage: Eukaryota; Fungi; Ascomycota; Eurotiomycetes; Eurotiales; Aspergillaceae
Source: RefSeq, a predicted model, not a curated record